This is a messenger RNA of Liolophura sinensis, 873 nucleotides long. RefSeq names its product homeobox even-skipped homolog protein 1-like. Gene Ontology annotation, biological process: regulation of transcription by RNA polymerase II. Lineage: Eukaryota; Metazoa; Mollusca; Polyplacophora; Chitonida; Chitonidae. The record is from RefSeq and is a predicted model, not a curated record. The transcript is spliced from 3 exons. The coding region runs from base 25 to 873 and encodes 282 amino acids. Gene Ontology annotation, cellular component: nucleus. Gene Ontology annotation, molecular function: RNA polymerase II cis-regulatory region sequence-specific DNA binding; DNA-binding transcription factor activity, RNA polymerase II-specific.
ACCGAGGACAGCGACGACGAGCUUAUGACGAUGAGAAUGAAGAGACAGCGUUCUGAGGAAUACGACAAAGCCCCGUCCUCACCACUGUCAGACUACAGCCAGUCAAGUCAAUCCAAAAAAGAGUGUUUAGGCCUAUCCCCCGAGGACAGCCAAGUUCGUCGAUACCGGACCGCCUUCACGCGUGAGCAGUUAGGCCGACUAGAGAAGGAGUUCUAUAAGGAAAACUACGUCUCCAGGCCCAGACGAUGUGAACUGGCUGCAGCGUUAAACCUUCCCGAAAGUACAAUAAAGGUGUGGUUUCAAAAUAGACGUAUGAAAGACAAGAGGCAGAGAAUGGCGAUGGCUUGGCCCUAUGGAAUCCCGGAUCCCAACCUGUAUGCCUAUCUGGCCGCAGCCGCAGCUUCGUAUCCCUACAACGUACCUAACACAUCACCUUUUAAUUACUACGCCAGUCUUGGGCUACAGAGGGCUGCUGCUGCCUACAGCCCGUACUCUGUCCCUUCCCCUUUGAGGCCGCGCCCAGAGUUUCUACCUCCGGUGACCAGCUCUCUACUAAGGCCCACAGCUCUCUCAGUAUCGGACAGUCUCCAGUCAUCCAGCCUAAACUGCGGUAUUCACCCUACUUCCAGAGAUCCAUCAUCGCUUCUAAGUCAGAGCCCUCUCAUCCCCCACCACAGUUCCUCUAGUGCUUGCCCAUCCGCCCCCGGGGAGCCGUGUAGCUGUAACCUCUACCUUGGCGGCCUCCCUCCUCUUCCCACCUCCCUGCCCACCUCUCUGUCCACCUCACUCUCCUCAUCACUGCCAGUCACACCGACACCUACCCCAUCUCAUGGACUGUUUCAGCCUUACAAGACUGAUGCUGAAAGGGCUUGA